AUGCGUGUGUUGGAUUGGGUUGGGGAGAGGAGGGGAGAAGUGGAGUCGAGGAGGGACGGGGUCGAACUCACUCGGCUGGCGAUUGAACCCCGCUUGAGGUUGCAGGCCACGCCUGCUGCUGCCCUGCCUGGAGCACCACCUAACUACCUACCGUACCGUAGCCAGCGCCAAGAUGCUCCGCUCAACGCUCUCCGGAACCAUGGCGAUUAUUACCAAAUGAUGCGAGAUGAGCACAGUGGUGUCAGACGCACGAAGGCACACGGCCAGAGCACCCCCUUCCAAUCCACGCGGCGGUGGCUGCUGGCUGCUGGCCGCUGGCGGCAUCGCGCGCGCCGUGACUCCAACCCAGCCCGGGUUUCAGCAGCAGCAGCCAGCAGCACUGGCCUCGCUUGGACGCUUGCGGGACGGCUUCGAAACCAUCAAGUAACUACUAUUAAGGAAGGGCAACUAGUGGCAAUCACCAACUUUCACCGGCCGCAGCUACCACCACAUGGCCAAGGUGUAGUGAUACUGCAAGUUGACAAAACGUGGAAAAGAAUGAAAACGCGGAGCUUUCCCCCUUGGCCUGGGCAAAAGGAAAUAGAAGAAAAGACAGAACAGCACGCCUCGUCUCUGCAUCGGACGCACCCAGUGAACCGCGCCAUCAUGAAGCCCACGACUGUUCUCGCCACAUUCGCCGCGCUUGUCCUCGGCUCGCCCUCGCCCGCCCCCGCCCAGUCGAGCCGCCGCGCUCAGCAGCCCGUCGAAUUCAACAUCCACGACCAAGGCUUCACUAAAAUCGUCUGCAGCAGAUUCCCGUUCACGCUGAACUCGGAGAGGUUCGAAAAUGCCAGGUCCAAAAACAUUGAAUACUUCGAGACUGCACACAAGUCCAAGCCGGUGCUGGAGCCGGGCAAGUGUGAGAGAGUUGGUUGCUGGGACCACAUCGGAACGUGGUGGUGCAACGAGGUGAGUUCUCCCGCCGCCGCCUCCAAGGAGCAGAAAAACCCCGACUCCUGGAAAGAUGUUGUCAAAGCCCUGAAGGCGAUCCCCGAGGUCGCCAAGAAGAAAUGUCUUGCCUGGAACUACCGAGACUUUGGGUUUCAGAUAUUCCACGAAAGCGGAUGGAGCGUCAUGAUCGGCUAUGACAGCAAAGACCUGUUAGUGAGCCGCGGCUGUGAGAAGAGAGAAGGUCGGCUGUGA
Molecule: messenger RNA, 1182 nt
Organism: Purpureocillium lilacinum
Lineage: Eukaryota; Fungi; Ascomycota; Sordariomycetes; Hypocreales; Ophiocordycipitaceae
Source: RefSeq, a predicted model, not a curated record